Messenger RNA from Ascoidea rubescens DSM 1968, 976 nucleotides. Its product is annotated as peroxiredoxin. The record is from RefSeq and is a predicted model, not a curated record. The coding region runs from base 111 to 893 and encodes 260 amino acids. Gene Ontology annotation, molecular function: thioredoxin peroxidase activity. Gene Ontology annotation, cellular component: mitochondrion; cytosol. The transcript has a single exon. Gene Ontology annotation, biological process: cellular oxidant detoxification; cellular response to oxidative stress; cell redox homeostasis. Lineage: Eukaryota; Fungi; Ascomycota; Saccharomycetes; Ascoideales; Ascoideaceae.
CACUCUUUGAUGUGACUUUAGCUCUUUGAUCGCACUUUUUUAUUUUUUGUGCUUAAAUUCACUCAAUUCCUGCUGUUCUCUUCUUUUUUUUGGUCUGUAUUUUUGUUGCGAUGUUAUCUAGACUAUCCUCUUCGAUUGCUCCAGCUGCCUCGAGAUUGUUAAGAGUUUCCUCGGUUCAAGCUCAAUAUCUCCCCUUUCGAAGAUUUAAUUCCUCUUUUGACUUCACAAAAGAUCCUCCGAUUAUUCGUAUUAACUCAAUUGCACCAAAUUUUAACGCUACUACUAAUGAAGGCGCAAUUGAUUUCCACGACUUUAUUACUAAGUCCAAUUCUUGGGUCAUUUUGUUUUCUCAUCCGGCUGAUUUCACGCCAGUUUGCACAACUGAAUUGAACGAAUUCAACUCACUACUCUCGCAAUUUGGCGAAAAAAAUGCAAAGUUGAUUGCUUUAUCCACCGACGACGUUAAAAGUCACUUGGAAUGGAUCAAGGAUUUAGAAGAAAUCUCAAAGAAAAAAUUCCAAUUCCCAAUUAUUGAUGAUUCGGAUAAAAAGAUUUCGUAUGUUUAUAACAUGAUUGACCAAGAAUCUUUCGAAAAUUUGCCAACCAACACAAUCGUCCAAACAAUUAGAUCAGUUUACAUAAUUGAUCCCUCAAAGAAAAUUAGAGCCAUUAUAACCUAUCCACCAUCCGUUGGUAGAAACACUUCCGAGGUUUUAAGAGCUCUUGAAGCCUUGCAAACAACUGACAAAUUUGGCGUGGCCACUCCUGUCAAUUGGCAAAAGGGUCAAAAAGUUAUUAUUCCUCCAACUUUAUCUGAUGCUGAUGCUAAAAAGAAAUUUGGUGAUUUCACAGCUGUCAAACCUUAUUUACGUUACACCAAUUUAAAAGAAUAAUUGAAAAUAAUUAGUUAAUAUUAUUUUUCAAUAUCGUAUUUUCUACUUUUUUUCUCCAACUUUUAUUAUUCCCCUAAAUAGCC